Cylicocyclus nassatus is the source of this 3682-nucleotide messenger RNA. Lineage: Eukaryota; Metazoa; Nematoda; Chromadorea; Rhabditida; Strongylidae. The record is from the annotation of a GenBank genome assembly.
AUGUACAACAGCUGUGGUGGAUCUGGUACAGGAGCAAAUGUUUAUGAUCAGUAUGAUAUGAAUGCACAGGGGAUGAACCAAAACAGAGUCAAGGUUGAGGACGCUCUGUCUUAUCUCGAUCAAGUAAAGACCCAAUUCGCUGAUCAACCGAAUGUAUACACGCAAUUUCUAGACAUUAUGAAGGAUUUCAAAUCACAAGCAAUCGAUACACCCGGUGUCAUUACCAGAGUUAGCAGACUCUUCCAUGGGAGAUCUGCGCUCAUUAUGGGUUUCAAUACAUUCCUUCCACCAGGAUUUGAAGUGCGAGUUGUGGGAAAUCGAAUUACAAUCACAGAACCAAGUGGAAAUACCCAGGUCGUGAUGAAUACUCCACACGAGGAGCAUGUUGUAGAACCACCCAAGCCAGAAGAAGUACCUGUACAGCCCAUACGUCCGAUUGUAGAGCCAGUUGAAAGUACUCAAGGUACACCUACUCCAGCAGCUAUUGCGUCGUCUCCCAGUGCGACAAAUACUCCUAUUUUGAAUCACAGCAGCCAAGAUAUUAAUGAAGCCAUAGGCUAUGUUAAUCGUAUUAAGGCUCGCUUUGCAAAUAAGCCUGUUGUGUAUAAGAAAUUUCUCGACAUUCUGCAUUCGUACCAAAGAACUGUUGAUCAGCAGGCGCGAACCCCACAAACAGAAAAGGUUGUGCUAGAUGAGGUUACAGCUCUGUUUGGUGAAGAACCAGACUUACUUGAAGAAUUCCGCCAUUUUCUUCCCGGUGUUCAUGGCUUCAGAGGAGGAUCAGAUGUCCCAUGGGAUAAUAAUGAGCGGAAGGAAAUGAGUGCAGAGGUUGUCAUAUCUUCUGAUUCCGAUGAUCUCGUUCGUGAAGAAGUGUCUGACUCAGAACAGGAACAAGGUGCGAGACCAAAGAGAAAGGCCAAGGCUAAAGCAACAACAAGCGCAUCCAGACCUGUCACACGAUCAUCGAAUACUAGCAUAUGGAAAAGGGAUGUUGACAUAAAAGAAGUGGCAAUGAGUGCAAGCGUAGAAGAUAUCGUCUACUUUGACAAGAUCCGCCGCUGCCUUGAUGAAAGAAAGCAUGAUACGUUUCUUCGCGCUCUCAAUUUGUACAGUGCAUCAAUCAUAUCUGGCACCGAACUUCUCACAAUGCUGGAAAAUGUCUUCGGAAACCAAGCCCAUCUUCUCGAUGGUCUGCGUAAGAUUCUUGGUGUGGAAGAUGACUCUAAUGCUCAAGCAACAGCUGGAACCAUCGAACAACGGUUUUCUGGCGAUCUUGCACAUCAGAUCGACUACUCAAGCUGCAAACAACUGGGCGUCAGUUACAGAAGUCUGCCGGAUAGCUUCAAGCGACCGACUUGUUCUGGAAGAACCCCCUUAUGUAACGAAGUGUUGAACGACACAUGGGUCUCAUUUCCGUCAUGGUCUUCUGAAGAUUCCACCCAUGUAUCGUCAAAAAAGACGCAAUAUGAAGAGUUUAUAUAUCGCACAGAAGAUGAGCGUUUUGAGCUUGACAUUAUAAUUGAUGUGAACAAGUACGCUAUCGAAUCUCUCGAACUUGUUCGUCGACGCAUGGAGCGCAUGACUCCCGCUGAACUCGACAAGUUCAGACUUGAUGAGAAACUUGGUGGUAGCUCUCCUUCACUCAUGCUACGUGCUAUAAAGCGGAUAUACGGAGAACAUGCUUCAAAGAUUACGGAGGGUAUCAAAAGGAAUCCCUCAAUGACAAUCCCGAAGGUGCUCGAUCGCAUGCGCGACAAGGAAAAAGAAUGGAGAGAAGCACAAGUGCAAAUGAAUAGAAUCUGGCGUGAACAAAACGAAAAACAUAUGAUGCGCUCGCUUGAUCAUCAAACUAAUGCACUACGCAAUAGCGAUUCGAAGUGGAUCAAAGCAAAGGCGCUGCUCCAUCAUAUAGAAGUUAUGUUCGAUGAAAGGCAGCAGAAAUCAGAAGAAGGCCAAUGUGAAGAUGUCGGACCACAUAUGGUCAUGCUAUAUCCAGAAGAUAGAUCUAUCAUACAUGAUACGUCCAACCUCAUUAUUCAUUAUGUGAAAAGGCAGUCAAAUAUUCACAAAGAGGAGAAGAACAAGAUCAAGAGCAUACUGAGAAGAUGUGUAACGGAAUGGUUUGGCAUCGAUGACGAGGAAAUGAGUGAUGGCGAGGAGAACAACGAUCCAUUGAUUGGUGCUGGACCACCGAAAAAGCGACGGAUGGGAGAUGGUCCGGAUGACGAACCUCCGAAGUUGGCACCGACAGCCCAUUAUAGACUUGUGUAUGGCGGAAAUUCACUUUUCUUAUUCUUCCGCAUCCAUCAAAUGAUCUGUGAUCGACUGGGAAAACUAAAGCAGAAGCAUCAUGAACAAAUAAAAAUUUAUGAGGAGGAGUUGAAAGUGGCUGCUAAACAAGCUGAGUUAUACAAGAUACAUGGUAAAGGCCUUGGUAGUCACGAGCAGAAUGCAAGUGAUACAAAUAAUGGAUUGGCAAUUAUUAAGACUCCGCGACGUAACCCUACUUCUAACUACGCUGAUCUGCUCUCAGAGAUCAAGAAUCUUCUGGACGGAAAUAUCGACUCAAAUACAUUCGAGGACAAUGUUCGACUCCUCUUUCCGAUAGAUGGCUACCUUAUGACUACAAUAGACAAGCUGAUCGCCAUGGUGGGCCGACAAUUGCAUUUCCUGGCUACUGGCCCUGAUGGUUUAGAAACCAUGAAGCUAUAUCAGAAGUACCGCUACGAGAAGCCAAUCUCAGUAUUCAGUCAAUCGCAAAAGAAAGCGAAGACGGAGGAAGAGUAUGCACGAUCUGCUGAAACUUUCUUUAACUGCCAGAACUGUUUCAAGAUUUUUGUGAUUUAUGAGAAGAAACCCGUUGUCACAAUAGAACUCGUAGAUACGGAGACAGAAGAAGAGGCCCAAGAGGAGCCAGCCCAGGCCAGCGAAAAUGUUGCACCAGAAGCAGCCAGCAGUGAUGAUGAAUCGGAGCAACAUGAGUCCACUGAUGAAGAACAUCGUCGUCAGAAUGGUAGCGCCGAAGCUAUGAAACCAAAUGGUCUUUCGAAAAGAAACAGAGCUACAGAUCUAAAUUCUGGUGGCCCGCAGUCAUCUACAAGCACUUCCGUUGCGCUAAAGCGAAGUCGUUUAUUCUUGAGACGUAAUGUUCGAAUGCGAAGUCCCGAAGUAGCUGGAGAGUUUGUGGUAUUUGGCAGUACUAUACCUACCCGCUGCACUUAUGCAUGGGAAGGAAUGGUUCGCAGGAAUCGUUGUCGUGGGCUGUCGCAUAUGGAACGCAUGCACUAUAUACGCAAAUGUCGUGCAGGUGAAAUGUUCGCAGAAGAGCAUGGUGCUACGUGGCUUGCGAAGGGAAUGCAGAAGACCAGGUCACACCAUCCCAUUUAUGAAUUUCUUCAAUUCAACAGGUACUUACUCAAAAAUACAUCAAGGCAGACACGUGUAGGAUUGCAGCGUGCUAGUUAACCCUAAGUAUAACCUUUUGAAGAUUGUGAUGCUGUUGAGCAGCUUUUUUUCACUACUCAUGAAAUAGAUAAGUUCCAUAUUUACUAGUCAUAACUAUAAUUUUCACAUGUUGAUGAAUCUCCAUUUCUUUUUACUAUUUAUUACAUUACUUACAUGGUGUAUAACUGUCAUAACAGUGCAUGUAAUUCUAACUGCAUAAAUAUAAUACAUACUUAAA